Molecule: messenger RNA, 1506 nt
Organism: Stylonychia lemnae
Lineage: Eukaryota; Ciliophora; Spirotrichea; Sporadotrichida; Oxytrichidae
Source: the annotation of a GenBank genome assembly
AUGGAAAAAGAAUUAUAUAACAACUCUCUGGAGCUAGAGAGCGCUACUCAAUAUUCUCAAGACAUUUCAAGCCUUACUUUGAAAAAUAAUAGUUCGAUCAGAACCACAGUAGAUUACUAGAAUAUCAAAGCACUAAGUGUUCUGGGCAAAGGUGCCUAAGGCCAAGUAGUACUGUGCAGAUCCUAAAAUUAAAGGGAAUAAAAACACUUCGUAGCUAAAAUAUUCUCGCAUACAGAGUAUAUAAAAGAGUAAAAUCUAAACUAGCAGCAUUUGCAAAACAUUUAAAAUGAAUUCCAAAUAAUGGAAAAGUUGCGUCUGGAAAGACAAGCUAAUAAACAAAUAAUUAAAGGACUACUAGCCAAGAAGUAAAGUUAGAAGACUCGCCGGUCCUCUAAUGAGGAUGUCGUAAUCCAAAAUCAAGCAGAUAAAUUCCUAAUUAAGCCUCUGUUUUAAAUAAAGGGCGACACUCAUUCACUCAUGGCUUUGGAGUUGUGUCCAGGUGGUGAGCUCUUCUCUCUCAUGAAAGCAAAGGGUAGUUUGAGCGUAGAAGAGGCAAAGUUCUAUACAGCAAACGUCAUCAUUGGUCUUGAACGGCUCCAUUAACAACUAAUUAUAUACAAAGAUCUGAAGCCUGAAAACAUUCUAAUUGAUGCCUAGGGAUAUUGCAAACUCACAGACUUUGGAUUAUCCUAGAUCGAUCUAAGGUCUACAAGUCAGAUAUCUUUAUCGGAGCCACAGAGCGGUAUCUAAUAAAGCUAAGGAACCCAAAUAUUGAAAAUAUCUGAAAAUAAGAAAUAAGCGAUUUAGCUGGAUGACGUAGACUUCGGUACCCCAGAAUACAUGCCUCCUGAGUAUUACAAAAGCAAUGUAUACGACUAUGCAGGAGAUUGGUGGGCUCUAGGUUGCUUAAUCUACGAAGUCGUUACAGGUUCCCCGCCAUUUUUCAACCUAGACAUGAAGAGACUCGCUUCAAGAAUCAUUUAUACGGACCCUGACUAUAAAAAGAUAGAUGACGAGAACUUGAAAGAUUUAAUAAAAAAACUACUUUCUAAAGACCCAUUAUAAAGAAUUGAGUAUUCUAAAAAUAUAAAGAAUCAUUAAUGGUUCUGUGACUUGAAUUGGAAAAAAGUAUUAGAUAAGACGAUGGCGGCACCUUAUGUACCUUCUGUUUCUAAAUAAGGUGAUUUGGUGACCAAUAUUGACCAUCAAUCAUAAAGUCUGGUGGACCUUUAAAACUUUAAUAAAGACAGCUUGGCCAAAUCUAUAGAGGAAUCUCAAGGUAUUUUGGACUCAUUGGUUCAGAUAAAACUAGCUUAAAGUCAAAAGAUGAGAAAUCAGAUUGAAGAGGCUAUGAGAUCUGAUGGAACAAUGGAAGCUGAAGAUUAUGACUACAUGGAAUAAGAUUUGAUUUCUAACUCAUCGUUCAUUACAAAUAGAAGUAACAAUAGAAGUGUAAGCCCGUCUAGUAAAAGAGGAAGCAAAGCUUCUCAGCUGUUCAUUAUCUGA